CCUCAAAGAAAAAAGAUCAGAAAGAUCAAUGAACUGAAAAUAAAGAUCAUUUCCUUGUUUUUCUUUUGCAAAGAUAGUCCAUUGAGUUUAAGAAUCUGCAAAAAUAAUUCCAAAAUCUCUGUUAAAAGUUCUUUGGAGUUUCUUCUGAGAAAUGUUCAAAAGCACGCGAGCUAUUUGCAGCCGUCAACCUUUUAAUUUGAUCAGAGUUGCUGGUAUGAGUCAACUGGGAGAUUUGGGUAGUGGUGCUGGAAAAGGUGGUGGUGGCGGUGGGAGUAUCCGGGAAGCUGGAGGAUCAAUGGGACGAAUGGAAGCUGCCAAGGAGGAAGAAUAUUUCUACCGAAAACAACAAGAACAGCUGAAAAAAUUCAAAGAAACUCAAACAAAAGAUGAAGGAGUUCGUGAUGGUAUUUCUGGAAAAAAUCCUAAAUAGAAGCCAGCCGGAAAAAUAAAAUUACAAAUAAAAAUUUCACAAAUUGAGGUUAUGUUUGAAGCGCGCCAAAUAAAAUUGCGGAGAAGCACAUUAGAGCCACCAGAGGACUCUGGUGUGAUGAUCAUAAAUCAAAAUAUGGAAAUUUUUUAACUUUCGUCGCUUUUUCCACUUUGCUUCAUUUUCUUCAUUUAAUUCGCAACUUCAGUGCCACACACAAUUGCUAGAAGAUGCCCCGUAACCGGAAGGCCACACAGAGUCAG
Messenger RNA from Lutzomyia longipalpis, 690 nucleotides. Its product is annotated as ATPase inhibitor A, mitochondrial-like. NCBI's taxonomy places the organism in Eukaryota, Metazoa, Arthropoda, Insecta, Diptera, Psychodidae. The coding region runs from base 152 to 430 and encodes 92 amino acids. Gene Ontology annotation, cellular component: mitochondrion. Gene Ontology annotation, biological process: negative regulation of ATP-dependent activity. The transcript has 3 exons. Gene Ontology annotation, molecular function: ATPase inhibitor activity. The record is from RefSeq and is a predicted model, not a curated record.